AUGGCCCGUAUCCUUAUAACAGGCUCCACAGAUGGCUUUGGCCUCGAAGCUGCCCGUCAGCUAGUUCAGCGCAACCACACCGUCUAUCUUCAUGCACGAAAUCAAGAGCGUGCAGAUGACGCCAUGGCGAAAUGUCCCGGAGCUGCCGGCGUGCUGAUUGCGGACUUGACAACCAUAGCAGAGACGCACAAGCUGGCCGAGGAAGCAAACGCGAUUGGUGCCUUCGACGCCGUUAUUCUCAAUGCCGGAUUGCUUUACGGCCCGUUCCGCAAGACGCCGGAUACUGGCAUGCCAGCCAUGGUCUUCGUUAACGUCGUCGCACCCUAUAUCCUCGCUUGUCUCCUCAAACGACCCAAGCGUCUUGUCUUUAUCGCUUCUAUCCUACAUCGAGAAGCCAACACGAACGUCAAGGAUAUUUUCUGGUUGGAGCGUGGGGAAAAAGAGUUCCAGGAUUUCUCAGCAUACUGCGAUUCGAAGUUUCAUGUUGUGCUUCUUGCCAAUGCAGUGGCAAGGCGGUUCGAUGACGUCUCGGUCACGGCUGUGCAUCCUGGAUGGGUUCCUACCAAGCUUGCAGGUCAAGAUGCUCCCGGCAAGUUGGAGGAUGGUGUCGAGACAUACGUCAUGCUGGCCGAAGGUGAUUACGAUCAAAGUCUCACCGGUGUCUAUUUUGACCCCAAAAGGAAGAUGGGCGAACCUCUUGCAGUAACAGCGGACCAAGAUUUGCAGGAAGCCGUCGUCAAGGCUUGCGAGGAUGUCACCGGCCUUAAGCUGGUAGCCUCCCAAUCAUAG
Messenger RNA from Ilyonectria robusta, 789 nucleotides. RefSeq names its product putative short chain dehydrogenase/ reductase. Bases 1 to 789 code for a protein of 262 amino acids. The record is from RefSeq and is a predicted model, not a curated record. NCBI's taxonomy places the organism in Eukaryota, Fungi, Ascomycota, Sordariomycetes, Hypocreales, Nectriaceae. The transcript has a single exon.